Messenger RNA from Ostreococcus lucimarinus CCE9901, 750 nucleotides. RefSeq lists its product with no specific name. NCBI's taxonomy places the organism in Eukaryota, Viridiplantae, Chlorophyta, Mamiellophyceae, Mamiellales, Bathycoccaceae. The transcript has a single exon. Bases 1 to 750 code for a protein of 249 amino acids. The record is from RefSeq and is a predicted model, not a curated record.
AUGGGGUACAAAGAUCCCGCGCCGUGGACGUUCACGGGCAAGGCGCUGUACCAGCUCGCGCUCGUGCGCGCCGAGGACGCGCGCGCGCACGUCCCGAGCGACUUGCGCUUGGUGGAGUUCGCGGGACACACGCUCGGUGGACUGUACGUCGCGCGAUACGACGAGUCACCGUGCGGGAAAUUAGACGAAGUCGUCGUCUUAGGAGGGCUCGUGUGGAAUCCACCCACGUCGUGCGCGUGGGCGAGUCGAGUGUACGUCGACAGCGCGGAGGCGCGCGCGCACGGGAUACGCACGUGCGGAUUGCCGUCGCGCGUGGCGGCGUUCAGGGAAGAGACGGACGCGUCGUCAAAGCAAAGGGGCUGGACGAACAAAACUAGAUGGUGGCACGGGACGAAACGCGGUAAAGGCGACGCGUCCACGGGGGCGGUAUCCAUAGUCGAAGGAAAGACAAAGGUGUGCGAGUUAGCGCUCCCGAGCGAGCCAAAACUUAAAGGACCGCGAAUCUCUAUGUUCCUUCCGAGCUUUAGCGGUCGAACGAAAUCGAUUCCUGAUUUACUGAAAUAUUCAUUACGCAUGAACGCUAACGUGCGAUUGAGCGCGCCGAUCAAGGUGAAACCAUCGGACGAGCACGGAGCGGUGACGAAUAUUCUCAAAGGUAAACCACUCCUGUGCAUUGCGUUUGACAACAUGCGCAUGGACGUCGGGGCGCCGCAAAAGGUGAAAGUAGCGCGAGCGAGGGAUAGCAAAUAG